Molecule: messenger RNA, 2153 nt
Organism: Phragmites australis (common reed)
Lineage: Eukaryota; Viridiplantae; Streptophyta; Magnoliopsida; Poales; Poaceae
Product: disease resistance RPP13-like protein 4
Exons: 1
Coding region: 26-2059 (677 amino acids)
Biological process (GO): defense response to other organism
Source: RefSeq, a predicted model, not a curated record
AUGCCCGCGCGCCUAGUUGUCCCAAAUGCCACAGCGUCAACGGUCAACCGUCCAACCCACCUCACCUACUACACCCAGUACCCACCCUCCUUUCUUCUUCUCUGCUCUGUGCCAGAGUACAGUACACCAUAACAUUUGCAGUGUGAGCUUGCAAACUAUCAAGCGGAUUCAACAAACAACCAUGUCGAAACCUGGCGGCGGCGGCGGCGGCGUCCUCUUCUCCGAGUACAUCGACGACAGCAUCCUCACCCCUCUCCUCUCCCGCCUCCAAUUCAUCACCGACGACGAGAGGUUGCACGGCACCGACCUCCUGGAGGACCUCGACGGUAUCCGCGGCCUGAUGGGCGAUCUGCGGAUUGUCUUCGCCAGGAUGGCCAAGAACGAGCGGUCCCUCAUCGUCCUCUUCGAUCCUAUUGAGAGGCUUGUCGACGACGUCCUCGAGUCCGUCACCGCCAGAGACGCCGACGUCGCCGCGCUCCAGCCAAAGCUGGACAGGGUCAGGGUGCAGAUUGGUGCCAUCAGAGAGGCCGUUGCAGGAUCCUCCUCAUAUGACAAGAUCGAGAAAGAGGAUCAGCCACCCCAAGGCAAAGGAGGAGCUCGGGAGGAUUUUGCUUCUGCGCCCGCGGCCGAGGUGGUCUAUGACGGCGGGGAGCACAUGGCGCACCUCCGCCGAGCCGUGCACGGCAUGGACGUGCGGCUGCGGCACUGCCUCCUCUGCCUCGCCGCCUUCCCGGAGGGUGCUGUCAUCAAGAAGCGGCUGCUCGUCCACUGGUGGAUGGGCGAAGGCUUCGUGGAGUCCGCCGACAAGGGCAAGGCACGCUUCAAGCAGCUCGUCGACAUGAGGUUCGCCCGCGCCGUACGCCGGGAGCACUGCGGCACGGCGCACGCGUGCACCGUGCACCCGUGGAUCCGCAGGAUGCUCGUGGCCGUCGCCAGAAGCGGCGCGUUCUUGGACGCUGAUCCGGACGGCACCUCCAAGAACGACUUCGCGAGGGCGCGCCGCGCGUGCCUGCGCGACGGCGGCGAAGUGAGCCCGGCGCCGUCCAGGUUCCACCCGGAGGUCUGCACGGUCUACAACGUCGACCAGAAGUACGUCAGGCUCAGCGACGCGUGGUUCAGAAACAAGGCACGGCUGGGGACCAUGCAGCUCGGGCAGUGGCGCGCGUCCGGCGCGAGCGAGCAGAUCGCCGACCCGAAGAGGAGCCACGUCGAGCUGAUUGCCGACGAGCACCUCAGGGGCAUCGGGGCGUGCAAGAACCUCAGGUACCUCAGCCUGAGAGGCAUAUCGCGGAUCAAGGCCGUCCCGGACGCCAUCGGCAAGCUGGGCGAGCUCGUCGUGCUGGACCUCAGGGCGUGCCACAACCUGCAGGUGCUGACCAAGGAGAUCACGAAGCUGCACAGGCUCGAGUACCUGGACGUCUCCCAGUGCUACCUGCUCGUCGAGAUGCCCGAGGGGCUCGGCAAGCUGUCGGAGCUCCAAGUGCUCAAGGGGUUCGUGCUGGCAAACUCCACCAGGAAGAACGCGUGCAGCCUAAUCGAGCUGGCCGAUCUGAAGAAGCUGCGCAAGCUCAGCAUCGGCAUCGGCAAGAAGCUGAAGCGUGCAGAGGAUGAGCUCAGUGUGCUGGCCAAGCUGACCAGCCUCGCAUCACUCAAGAUAACAUGGGGCAUGGGAGGCAAGGAAUCAUCCGAGGCUACAAGAGUUCGUCAACUCGCUCUCCCCUCCACGCUUACGAAGCUGGAGCUCUGCUGCUUCCCGUGCCGAGAAUUCGCAGAGCUGAUCAACCCUGACGGGUUAAGAGGGCUAAGAAAGCUGUAUGUGACUGGAGGGAUGCUGCAAGAUCUGGGAGCUCGGAGUGACCCGAACGGGGAGUGCAGAGUGGAGGUGCUUCGCCUGAGAUAUCUGAAGCAUCUGCAGUGCGACUGGGAAGAACUGCACGGCCUGUACACAGAACUGAGGUUCUUGGCAGCUCAGAGCUGUCCAGCGGCAGCAAAUUGGCCUCUGGACGAGAUAGGGUUGUGGAGGAAUAGUGAUCGAGCUGGUGUACAAAUGAAUGAAUGAAUUGGCCUCUGAACGUUUGUUGCUUCCUCGUCGUAGCAACAAAGUGGAGCCUCAAUUGUUCAUGAAUUUACUGCGUUUUGAUACCAAGGUUCAA